AUGUUUUCAUGUUCGCGACUGAGGGUGUUCGUUUUUCUCCUGACCGUAUUUGCAACUGCUGCUUGGCCAUAUCCUUUUGGCGAUAAGCCAGAUGGUGCGGAUGAUGCAAGGCGAGGCAAAGAGUCACUUAUCUCGGGAUCUCCCUUCGCCCAUCCAUCUUUGCAACAGUACGAAUUUGACCCAGACUUUUUGAGACUUCUUUUGUCCAACAUCGAGGCAGAAGCUACGAGUCAUCAUCAUCAUGUAUUGCAAAACGUCAUACAAUAUCAUGGUUGGCAGCCUUUCCAUGCAGACGAUCAAGUAUCGGCUUGGUGGCAUCAUGCAAACCAACCCACAAUUCCUUCUCAGCCGGACAAACAUGUCUUUCGAUCUUUCCAGCCAGAUCAGCGAGAUCAGGGUCAAGCGGGUAGCAGUCGGGUUAAGGAGAGCGUUCCUGAAACGCAAAGUCUCUUAUCAAAUCUGGAGCCUGCUCCCAAACGCCAGAGAACAAUGCAACGCGUGGCCGAGGCCUUUCGCCAUUUCAACACCAACGGCAGGCUCGAGGACGUACAAGCGCUCAAGAGCAUAAUACAGCGUCCUCAGAUAGACGUGGCAGCGGCAAGCCAGGCACAAGCCCCAACCAAAAGUUUUCAAGCUGCUUUUUCAAGCCCAAUCCAAGAUGAUCUAGGUCGGACAUUUCAUCGUGGCCCUCCCACUACGAACGAUGUCGACACUUCUGCAGACAGGCCCGAGACACACACAACCGCCGAGAGGUCUCAUAAAUCUCCGCACUCUAUGGGUGAGCAUUACAGUCGUGGUAACACCCCGAGGCCACCCGAGAUGGACGAACUGAGAAACCUUCCGGUGUCCACACCUCCUCUGCAAAGAUCUCGAGAUCUCCGUCAUUUCUACCAACGUAUCGAUGACCCCACCAUCCGCGAACUCAUCAACAGCCAAAUAUUUGCGGGCAAGCUAGUUUGGAUCGACAAGAAGACCGUGCCUCCCAAGAAGGUCGCGGGUACCAACAAGCUAGCGCUUCAUCCUAGUCGUAUUCUUCCGCUGAAAAACUUGCCCGAGAUCCACCUUCCUGAUGGCCACGGAACCAUAAGAGAUGUCAGGGUUACUCUGCAUGGUGGCAGGCUUAAGCAUCGGGUUCCUUGGCCAGAAGGUCACCCACUAAUUGGACAGAACUUUUACGCAUUCUGGGGUAUUCCAGAAGUAGAGGACCACCAGAAUCUUGGGCAUAUACAUGACUACGGAAUCGCUUACCUGCCACCGCAACACCGUGCCGAAGUCAACAGCAACUUGAGAGCCUUACGCAAGGAGAUCGCUGACAAAGCAAGGGAAGCAACUCGUCUGCAUGCCUAG
Mycosarcoma maydis (corn smut) is the source of this 1347-nucleotide messenger RNA. RefSeq names its product Effector family protein Eff1-2. The record is from RefSeq and is a predicted model, not a curated record. The coding region runs from base 1 to 1347 and encodes 448 amino acids. The transcript has a single exon. NCBI's taxonomy places the organism in Eukaryota, Fungi, Basidiomycota, Ustilaginomycetes, Ustilaginales.